AUGCAGGAUUUCUUAGCCCUUUCAGCGUCUCGCAGAAUAUCAGAGAUACGCAGUCGAAAAAUUUGCACUAAUUGUCUCCGCUCUACAACGCACACAGCUAGUAAAUGUCCAUCAGGCAAUUGUAAAACUUGCAAGGGCAAACACAGUACAUUGCUACAUGCAACAACUUCUACAGACUUAUCAGACCGUGACAAGGAAAAUCGCGAAGAGCCAGCGCCAGCAGCAUCUCCAACGGCGCUGGUCAUGCAUACGUCUGACCUUCCCGACAACGGGUAUAAAUGGUGCAACUACCACAUCCACGCAAACCGUCCGGUUGAAAUUAAUUAUCAUCACGGUUUACGACUUAUAACAUCGGUAAAUGAUGUAUUAUACGACAAACAAGUUUCUAAUUUCUACCGUGAUAUAGUGUCGCCAUCGUCAACGCGGAGUUCGUGGCUGACUAGGCAGAAGCCUUAA
Wasmannia auropunctata (little fire ant) is the source of this 456-nucleotide messenger RNA. RefSeq lists its product as uncharacterized. NCBI's taxonomy places the organism in Eukaryota, Metazoa, Arthropoda, Insecta, Hymenoptera, Formicidae. The transcript is spliced from 4 exons. The record is from RefSeq and is a predicted model, not a curated record. The coding region runs from base 1 to 456 and encodes 151 amino acids.